Drosophila ficusphila is the source of this 1082-nucleotide messenger RNA. RefSeq lists its product as uncharacterized. The coding region runs from base 133 to 993 and encodes 286 amino acids. The record is from RefSeq and is a predicted model, not a curated record. The transcript has 2 exons. NCBI's taxonomy places the organism in Eukaryota, Metazoa, Arthropoda, Insecta, Diptera, Drosophilidae.
AUUUCAGUUGACCCUUUCAUCGUCUGGAUUUCCUCAUUCCAUUGUUCAGUCUCGACCAAGCAACACCACAUUUAUUUUUACAAAUUUCUUACGGAGUUUAUCGUGCGCAGUCCCAUCGUGUAUACAAACGACAUGGAUAAUCAUAACGAAAGCGUGCAGACUAAAUCGGCGGAUAAGUUAGUGAUCACCGCAGAAAAUAUGAAUGAUUAUUUGGCAAAGUGUUUUGAAGUGAAGUCAAAUGAAAUUAUAAAUGAGCUUCCAGAGAAGAAGAUAGACGUUCCUCCAUUUGAAAAUAUGCAGGCGAAGCCGGUUGAUUACAUACGUUCUUUUGAGGCCAUCUCCAAUCAGAAUACAGAUGCAAAUAAAUGUGUGUUCCCAGAGGAGAAGAUAGAAUUUUCAGUACAAAAUUCUGUGUCGAAGGUCCUUUCAGUGGGAAAUUCUGUGGUUAAUAUUGGAGAGAAGCCGCAUGAAUCGAUAUGUCAUUUUGCUGCGAUCUCCAAGGAGCAUUUAAAUGAAGCUGCGAAUAGAAUUUCUGCAACUGCAUGCAAUUCAGUGAAGAGCAUCCAGGAAGUGAAGCAGGAAGUACCUUUUCAACAUGCAUCUUCUUCUUCUUUGCAUGUCUGCAAUAAGAAUUCCGGGAUUGGGGAUCGUAAAAGUAUGGAGGAGACCGUGAAGGAACCAGUCGUGAAACCUAGUCAAAUUAUCGGCGAUGCCCCAGUGAAUUAUGAUGUUAAGCAAUGGAAUUCAGCAGAGACAGUUAACAAGCCAGUUGAAGUUCAGGAACAGAAGCAGGAUGAGGGCAAUCAGGACAUGGAAGAAGAAGACGAGGAGAGCUACACUUCGGUCUCCGAACUACGUUGCAUCAAUAACUGCUGGGUUGUAGUAGUAGUGAAUGUCCCGACUAAAAAAGCCAAAGGCUCUCCGGGCUCUCCGGGCUCUCCGGGCUCUCCGGGCUCUCCGGGCUCUCCGGGCUCUCCGGGCUCUCCGAAAUGAGUCCACAGCUCACAUCCUAUCAAAUUGUAAAGUGAAAGAUGAUGGAUAUAUCACUGAGUUAACAUUAAAGAACUAAAUUAAAAAUUCAA